GCCGCCACACGGAAGGCAAGGCGAGUCUGGGGAGCACCGAAGCUUCACUCCACCACUAACCGCGCGGGUGACACGACCAUCCCCAGCCCCGUCCGUAGCCUGCUCCUCCUACUCCCCCUCCUACUCCCCCUCCUCCUCCUACUCCUCCUCGUGCAAGUGCAAGUGACAAGUCAAGGCCCUGUGAAGUGAACUGAUCUAGGAGGAUCUGUUUAAGGGUGGACUCGUUGUUGUGGUUGUGUUGGUGUGGAUUUCGACGCGUUGAAGGAACUUUUUGACGAACUCCGGCAAGAUGACCGCAAUGGACGCCUUGGCCAAGAGGUCCUUCUUCGACAACACGAUCUACACGCUGGUCCAGGACAACGAGACGGUGAUUUAUGACUUGACACUCCCGCCGAGGCUCGAGGGCGGCCGCUACAUCACCUCGACCAACUACACCUACGGCUUCACCUUCAACUUCGAGGAGGAGUUCGAGGUGACAAACUACACGGGCUGGAUGAGAGUCAACUGGUGGCACAGCCUCAUCUGGACCACUAUCUACGUCACCUUCAUCUUCGUGGGCACGCGGAUGAUGGAGACGCGGCCCAAGUAUGAACUACGAAGCUUCCUCUCCGUCUGGAACACCUUUUUGGCCGUCUUCAGCACCCUCGGCGCCAUAAGAACCGCCCCUGAGAUGUUCCACUUGCUCUAUAACUACGGCCUCGGCUUCACCGUCUGCAUCUCCGGCAAACCUUUCCUCGACAACCGUGUUGGCGGGUUCUGGAACUGGAUGUUCACGCUCAGCAAGGUCCCAGAGCUCGGAGACACAGUGUUCAUCGUUCUCCGGAAGCAGCCGCUCAUCUUCCUGCACUGGUACCACCACGUCACUGUCCUCCUCUACGCCUGGUACUCCUACUCCGACUACAUCGCCACCGCCCGCUGGUUCGUCUGCAUGAACUACCUUGUCCACAGUGCCAUGUACAGCUACUAUGCCCUCAAGGCCCUCAAGUUCCGAGUACCUCGCUGGAUCGCCAUGAGCAUCACCACGGCUCAGCUCGCCCAGAUGGUGAUGGGGGCGGCGGUCAACAUUUGGGCCUACCAGGUCAAGCAGGCCGGCAAUGAGUGCCACGUCUCCUACGACAACAUUAAAAUAUCUCUCCUCAUGUACACAUCCUACUUCGUACUGUUCGCUCGCUUCUUCCGUAGAGCUUACGUUGUCAACCCCAAGCAGACCGGGUCUCAGCCACCCAAAAAGGGCCAGGAGUCUCUCGCCUACGAAGGAAAGAGCACCAAGGGUAAACUGGAAUAAAGUUACACUAAGUUUACAGGAAUUUGUAGGGAAGAAAAAGCUCUGAUAAUUCAUUUGUCAAACACAUGGGUCCCACUAAUGGCACUGACUGGCUGGUGUCUUGCAUUUGUUUGUUUUACUACCAAUCAGGACUUGCCAAAUCCAAAUUUUUCUCAUUUUCACCAACAACUGUAGGGCUUAACAAAAGACUUCUAGAAAAUGUCAUGAUUCAGUUUACAAUGGUUUGCUUCUUCAUUACCUUUGAGCAGCUGUAUUCAAUGGCUUCAGGUAGCAACAGUUCAAGGUUUUGGCAGCACAAGACACAGCCAUUGCCUCUCAGAUCCUGGACCAUUUGUGUCAUGCCAGAUGCCUGAAUGAGCUUCUGGGAAAGUUGAACACUUUCCACACAGAAGUUUGUUUUGCUGUUUCAAAGAGUUUGAAAAUCAUCACAUUGACAAUUAACUAGUUUUACUAAUGGUAUCACAGAAGCGUGGCCACGAUCCUUCACGUGAUGUGGUAAUGCCUCCUCUGGUUCAAUAUUCGAAUGAACAGUUUUGUAGCCAGUCUUCUGUUGCAUAAAAUUAGCUUUCACUUUUAGCAUUGGCAAACUUCAAAGUUAUGCAUAGUGGGAUGCAUUUUAUCCUGCCAUCAAGUGACUGCACCCGCGGUGAGAGAACACUAGUACGUCUGUAGUUGUAAAACAUUCGUCAAGCUAGGUUUGUUACACAGGCACCCACCCUUCAUAGGUAAAGGUAUAAAAUUCAGCAGCAUAAUGUAAAAUGAAGAUCACAUGUUCCUCAUGAUGAAUUUUUCUGAGGACCUGAACCACAGAAAGUCCAAAAUGGAGCACACAGCUUCACAGUCAUUGUAAAUAGGCUGCUAUGCAGUUUCAUGUUUAAAACUGACACAGGUUGUCUACCAUUUCCUCUCUUCUUUUAGCUUUUCCUUUCUUCUUCUGAACUUGCUUUGUGGCUGUGGCUUCAACCAAGUCAUGCACACCCAGCAAGGACAAAGUGCAGUAUUUGGUAACAUUCCUUUUAUACCGUAACCUUCCCACAUGUCUGAUCUCUUUACUGCAUUCCAGACGUCAAACUUUGUCUCUACAAAUGUUUCUCCUUUCAGUUGUUAUGUUUUCACUCAUCGGGUCCAUCCUUGCCCACACAUGUCCUGCAUUCCACCACUGUCUCUUCGUAUGCACAAAAUGUUUCAGAUCAGUGACUUGUUUGGUUGUGUUUGGUAAUGUUCACCAUGAUUUUCAAAUGGUCAUUUGAAUAUUUAUUGAGGUAUAUAUUUGUAUGUGAUAACAGUAAUGCAAUUGCAUUUGGGUAAUCACCAAAUAACAUUAUGAUAUUCAGAUGAUAAUUUACUAGCAAGGUUUUAUUAGUAAUUAUCUGAUAUAGGAUAUUUUCUUAACACUGCAGUAUUAAGCUGGACUUUUCACUGUCAGUUGUGUUCUGUUUCAUUUUCUCCUUGAUGGUUUCUUCCUGUACAGAGUAUUGGCCGAAGGCUUUGCUCUCACACCUACCAAGCCACUGUAUUCUUUGCCAUUAUCAUCAUUGUACUGUAGAGCCAUUCAAUGGUCUAAGUUUGAUAGUAUUCUUUCACUAGUUUUUAAGAUUUCAAGAGUAAACAACCCAUCAUUAAUUAGGUUACAGGUUACUGCAGGAGCACCAUCAAGAAGGUUCUGUGAUAGUCAAAAUGUCACAAGCACAAGCCAAAAUAUCAGAAUUGCUUUCUGAGACUAAAUUUGCUAAUUUUACUCGAGCAGACAAACAUUAGCCUAACAGAUCGUUGCCAGCAAGUGCUGUAGCAUAACUUUGUUCCUCAGACGGAACAGCUAUGCAUUAGUACAAGUAAAAAUGUUUAUGCCAGACAAGUGAAUUUAGUCAUGCAAACAGUAUUGAGUCAAGGCAUAGUGUAAUAAGCGAUGACCACAUUGUUGAUAUCUAUGUACAGGGCUUUGAUUGUGCACAGGAUGCACAACCAGGGGUGGGAAAUACAAGGUUAGUUUUUGUUGAGCACGAAAAAAUACAACUAAAUUUGUAUGAAUGGUUUCAAAAAAUGUUUUUGUGGUGUUGCUUAUUUCAGGAGUCUCACACCCUGAGUGGUUGAGGUCUUGGCACUCAUGCUCUCAUUCCCAAAUGAGAGUCGAUGCAGUAAUUCAGUAUUUUAUGAAUACUGUGGUUGUUUCAUAAGCACCCUUUGAAUUUUUUUGUGCUAGACAAGCCAUUGCCAUCUACACAAUGUUUUUAGCAAAAACCUUGAAUUUCCUUAUUGUGGAGGACUUUAGGAAUGUUAUUAGUUUAGUUGGUGGUGCUUGGAGCAUUAGUGGCAGAGAGGAACCUUGCUCGUCCUGGCAGCAGUGACCAGCACUUGAGGGUCUAUGGCUUGGUGCUCUCUUGUUAUGUUUGGUGAAGUUGCAGUACUUAUGUACUUAGGUUUGUUACAAAAAUUACUACCAAAAUAAACUGUAAUAAUGUUAUCUUUUUUUAGUGGUGUCUGCUACCUCUCACUGAUCACUGUAACAAUUCAGUAACUGUUCUAGAUGCACAAAUGCUUAUGUGUAACAUCAAUUUGUCCCGUUGUCAUUUUGUGGGUCGGGUGUAGUGUGAAUGCCCAAGGUUGUACAGCAGGAGGUGCAGGCAGCAGCAGUUGGAUGUGUGCCCCAAAAUUAAGUUACUGAUUUACAACAUGCUCUCUGAAACUUUAGUUUUAGGAAGGAUGUCUUGCUGAAGAGAGGGAACUGAGAAACACUUCUUUGCUGUUCCCUUUUCUUGAUAAUAUUAUUAAUUUACUAACCGAGAUAUUAUGUUGGAGCACUUUUGAUGCCUUCAAGGACAAACAUCCACUUGCAUAAUGCUUGACUAGUGGUGGUGCUGAGAGCCUGAAGAGUCCAAACUUGUUUGGGUCAAUAUGAUCUUGGCAGUCCCUGUACUCUCAAGGUUUCUGUUUCAAGGUGCAUAAUGUAACAUGUCCCUCAUAGCAAUACUACAGUACACAUUCUAAAACUGAAAACAAACCAACACUCAGUUGACUUUGCAUCAUUAUGAUUUUCUGCAAUACCCUCGCACAGCCAUACCACAUGGGGGCUGGCAACACCUACUGCUGCCUGGUGGUGUCCACAGGUUAAUAAAUGGAAGAACAUA
Eriocheir sinensis (Chinese mitten crab) is the source of this 4410-nucleotide messenger RNA. RefSeq names its product elongation of very long chain fatty acids protein 6-like (gene Baldspot). Gene Ontology annotation, biological process: fatty acid elongation, polyunsaturated fatty acid; very long-chain fatty acid biosynthetic process; fatty acid elongation, saturated fatty acid. NCBI's taxonomy places the organism in Eukaryota, Metazoa, Arthropoda, Malacostraca, Decapoda, Varunidae. The record is from RefSeq and is a predicted model, not a curated record. The coding region runs from base 290 to 1285 and encodes 331 amino acids. The transcript has 2 exons. Gene Ontology annotation, cellular component: endoplasmic reticulum membrane. Gene Ontology annotation, molecular function: fatty acid elongase activity.